AUGGCAGAGGGAGGUGUGACCGAUCUAGUCUUGGAUGAGACUCAGAAGGAACUUCAGGAAUGUCCUAUCUGUUACACUGAGUACAAGGAUCCUAGGAUGCUAGACUGCUCACACAGCUUCUGCCUGAAAUGUCUGCAAGAACUCAAACUGACACAAAAUAAGGAUGACAAAAGCAUUGUCUGUCCGUUGUGUCGAAAGGAAACUGUUCUGACUGAAGCUGGCGUGGACAUGCUACCUGGAGGAUCAAAGGAUGUCAAUCAACAGGAGCAGACUGAAGGUCAGGGGUUAAAAGUCACGUGUCAGGCAUGCAAUGAGGAGAAUGAAGCCAUUUCUCGAUGCAUGGAUUGCAAGCAUUAUCUCUGUCAAGAAUGCCUGAUGGCACACAAUCGAAUGGCAGUAAUGAUGAAGGAUCACAAGAUUGUAGCUUUGACAGAGCUACAUGUUGAGUCCCAAGAAAUAACUGAGGACACUGAACUCAAGAAAGUUCCCAAGUGUCGCGAGCAUCCAGAUCAAGAUCUCUGUCUGUAUUGUAACACAUGUGACAUCCUCAUAUGCAAUGAAUGCACAACCUUUGACCACAAAGAAUUUAUGCAUUCUUAUGAAGGUAUCGACGAGGCAUUCAAUAAAUGUAAACAAGAAAUUCUGGGUCAAGUGAAUGAAGUGAUGACUACAGCAACAUGCUAUGAGAUCCUGGAGUCCAAGAAGAAAAUGCUGCGGGAUUUGAAUGAGCAGGUGGAGGUGCAUAAGAGUUUGGAUAUUAAGCAUGGGAAGUCAUUCCUUGGCUUUAAGGAGAGUGAAGAGGAUGGUCAGCUUGGGACUCUGCUCUUGGAGGAGAAAUGGGAGAGAGACGAGACCUUUUCAGAACAUGUGCACGGUAGAGACUAUCUACAUACAGCAGCAUACUCCACAAGUGAAAUUGCUGUGGUAUGCAGUGAUAAACUGCUAACGUUGGAUACAACAGGGAAGGUGAUUUCUACAAAGACCUACAAACCUGAUAAACCGAACGAACGCCAUGACCCUAAUGACAUACAGAAUCCAGCAGCUCUAGCCAUCAACAAGGAUGAUCAACUUCUGAUCCUAGACAAUCCUGCAGUCAAGAUCUUUAACAAGGAAUGCCAGCUCCUUCAUCAGUUCCUACCGGGUAAAGGGGCUGGCGUGGACGGCAUGCCGACGUGCCUGGCAGUGGACAGCAACAAUCUGAUAGCAGGCACGGUGUAUCAGAUCAAGUGUGCAGGUGGGAUGCAGUCUGUGUGA
Patiria miniata (bat star) is the source of this 1254-nucleotide messenger RNA. Its product is annotated as E3 ubiquitin-protein ligase TRIM33-like. Gene Ontology annotation, molecular function: zinc ion binding; ubiquitin-protein transferase activity. Gene Ontology annotation, biological process: positive regulation of DNA-templated transcription. Gene Ontology annotation, cellular component: nucleoplasm; chromatin. The transcript has 3 exons. The record is from RefSeq and is a predicted model, not a curated record. The coding region runs from base 1 to 1254 and encodes 417 amino acids. NCBI's taxonomy places the organism in Eukaryota, Metazoa, Echinodermata, Asteroidea, Valvatida, Asterinidae.